AUGUCUGCAUUAGUAGAGGACAGCUCUGGCAGAAGCGAUGACAUACAAGCUUCAGAGGUUAGCAAGGCUGAUGUUCUCACUAAAGAGGCAUCGGUCACAGUGGGGGAAGAAUCCCAGACGAACUCAACAAAUGAAGCAGAAGGCAAUCGUUCUGCUAAAUCUCAAAAUGAGAACGACACAGUCUACGUCAAUGGCCACCCCGUCAUUGAAAAUGGAGACGACGUGUCGAGAUUCCUGAUCUCCGAUCGCGACGAUGGUGACCCUUCAUUUACAUUUCGCUCAAUAGUCCUGGGCACAGCUUUUACGGCCCUUUCUAGUGUGAUCACCAUGAUCUACAUCUUCAAGCCAACUAUGAUGCAAGUUUCGGCGGUUUUCCUUCAGCUGCUGGUCUACAUCUUUGGCGAAGCAUGGGCGAUUUUCACCCCUCGACCGGAUCGAUUCAAAAGCAGAUGGGUGCAGAAGACGCUUCGAUUCCUCAACUCUGGACAACCGUUCGGAAUCAAAGAACACGUUGUCGCUUCACUGAUCGCAUCAUCUGGGAACAAUGGGCUUGCAGGAGUCGAGGUCUAUGCUGCUGAGCGACUUUUUUACGAUCGCAGCGUCUCUGCGUCCACUGCAAUACUCGCUACUUUCUCUAUCUCUCUUUGUGGAUUUGUAGUGGCGGGGUUAUUACGACCGCUUAUCGUCUACCCUGCUGAAAUGGUGUAUUGGACUACUUUGCCACAAGUGGUGCUGUUCCAAAAUCUCCACUUCGAUACUCGCGCGAACAGAGGCCGACUCAUCAAAUUUGGCUGGGCUCUUGUUCUCGCUGCAAUCUGGGAAUUUUUCCCAUCAUAUAUUAUCACUUGGUUCGGUGGACUUUCCAUCGUCUGUCUGGCUACAAUCAAUGCCCCAGAAAACACAAGGACUAUCAUCUCUACAAUUUUUGGAGGUGCAUCAUCCAAUCAAGGGUUGGGUCUGCUCAAUUUCUCUUUAGAUUGGCAAUAUAUCCAGAGCCAGUACCUAUCCUUGCCUUUCAAGCAACAACUAAACACUUGGAUUGCAUAUGUCAUCUGGUACCCUGCAAUGCUUGGUCUCUACUACAGCAAUGCCUGGAAUGCCAAGAACUUUCCAUUCAUGUCUACUUCUCUCUUCAAGAGUGAUGGGUCCAGAUUAACCACAACCGCAAUCCUGAACAGCGAGGGAAUCAUUGACGAGGCCAAGCUUGCGAAAAUCGGUUUGCCGUACUUGACCUCCAGUACAGUCUGGGGAUAUUUCACCCAAAAUCUCGCAAUUGGAGCGUUGAUUACGCAUGUGAUAAUUUUCUACGGCAAAGAUAUGGUACUGGCAUGGAAGCAGGCCCGAAGCAAGACGCAACCUGAUCCACACUAUCGGGCGAUGCUCAAAUACAAAGAGGUUCCAAUGUGGUGGUACUUGGUCCUCUUCGUUCUCUGCUUCAUUGCAGGAAUUAUCGUGACUGCUCACGGCGAGACAACCCUCCCUGUCUGGGGUUAUAUCAUUGCUCUUCUCCUUGGAGGGUUCAUUGCACCAUUCUCCUGUAUCUUAUACGGGCUUUAUGGGAGCGGAGUCUCCACGAACCAGAUCUCAAAGAUGGUUGCAGGUGCAGUGCAUCCGGGGCGGCCCUUGGCCAACUUCUAUUUCGCUAGCUGGUCUCACCAGGUCAUACUUCUCGCCGUCAAUCUGGCAAACUGGUUGAAAGUCGGACAGUAUACAAAAGUGCCACAUCGGGUCAUGUUUGGCACCCAAAUUUACGCAACCCUUCUCGGAGCUGGUCUCAACUAUGCUGUGAUGACCACCAUCGUCACGAACCAGCGCGAGAUUCUCCUAGAUCCUGAGGGAAAUAGUGUUUGGAGUGGCUCUUACAUGCAAAGCCUCAAUUCGCAAGCCAUUACCUGGGCUCUGGCCAAGGACAUGUACGGUGCUAAAAGCCGAUACUUUAUCGUCCCUCUUGGCAUUGUCAUCGGCCUAGCUCUGCCAGUUCUUCACUGGGGAGUCGCGAGAGUUUUCCCGCGGGUUCGCAAUUGGCCGAUCAAUACUGCGAUUAUUGCAUUGUACUCUGGCUACACUUAUUACGGGAACACCUCAUGGGUAUGUUCCUCAAUUGCGGUCGGGGUUUUCUCUCAAUUCUGGCUUCGCCGCAGAUUGCCCAGAAUCUACAACAAGUACAACUACCUCAUUGGAGCUGCCAUGGACGGAGGUUCUCAGAUCGUCAUUUUCAUCCUGUCAUUUGCGGUUUUCGGCGCGAGUGGAACAGAGCAUCGAUUCCCGACGUGGUGGGGAUCGCCCUCUGGUAACCCGGAUCAUUGCUUGUAG
Molecule: messenger RNA, 2313 nt
Organism: Penicillium daleae
Lineage: Eukaryota; Fungi; Ascomycota; Eurotiomycetes; Eurotiales; Aspergillaceae
Product: OPT family oligopeptide transporter
Exons: 3
Coding region: 1-2313 (770 amino acids)
Biological process (GO): transmembrane transport
Molecular function (GO): oligopeptide transmembrane transporter activity
Source: RefSeq, a predicted model, not a curated record